GCGAUCUUCUUUUGUCGCUGUUCUGUGAUGUCAAAGGGCCCUCAAAAACAGCCAAACAACCCAACUUUGCAGUCAACAAUUUAAGAAUUUCGCCUUAUACUGGCUGAGCCAUCAAUGAAAGACGACUGUUAAUUGAAAGAUAGAUACAGUGUUGAAAGCGAACCGUGUUCCUAGUUAGUCAUAUUAGCAUUCCUGCCUAUACAACCUUGGUUAAACUGAGGUUUACCUAGCGGCACAUCCAAGUUUGGAUAUCUUGUCUUCUGCUUUCUCUGGGAAAAAUCAUCAAUGCAUUACUGCUUUGGAAAGUUGUUGCUGUUUUAUGAGUCAGCAACUUUGUGAAGAAAUAUGCAACAUCCCCUACAUGCGCAUCAUCCGCAUCCACCUCAAGUGCACCAAGGAGCCCAUGCUAUUGCUCAUGUAAACCAUAAUGCACGACAUGGGCGCAACAAUUGUAACGGAAAUGACAACUCUCAGCAUCACCCACAAGCUGCUCAGCAUUCAACAUUACCAAAACAUAUUCCAAUACCUCAUAUUCCACGAGAUGGCGAUGUUUUAUUUGAGUUCAUAAUGUUUAUGUUCUCAGCAGUUUGUUGUGCUCUUCAAUUCCUGAUUAUUUAUCGAUCAGUAUUCUGGUUGCCAUAUUCAUUCAACAAUUUUGCUUUGAAUGUUCAACUGAUUGACUUCCACCUACUCAUAUUUAUUGGUGUUAUCUUGAUGCGGCGUCUUCUUUACACCAUGAUUGCUCGUGUUGGUCAAGCAUACAUAUCAUCUGUGCUAUGGCCAGCUGCCCGCAAAAUCAUUCAAUUUAUCAUGUUAGGCUGGGUGGGAUCAGUGAUCCUCUUUUGCCUAUACAAUAUAAUGCACACACAUCCCAUUGUGAAGUUAUUUUAUUUGUGCUAUCCGCUAUCCCUUUAUUUUAUAUUAUUCGGCCUUACGGUUGGGCCUUUCUUUGAUCUGACAAUAUUUCCAGUUUCUGAUUCAGAUCAACAAUGCAAGUCAUUUUUAAGUUUUGAUGGAAGUCCAUUGCACAACUGUUCCACCUCUCCUGAAGCUAUUCGUGAAGAGGUUGAUGUUCUAAAAAGUGACAUCAAUAAUCGUAUGAAGCAGGUUUUGUUUAACUCUGUAUUCUCAGCAUACUAUGCUGGGUUUAUUCCCUGCUGUUUUGCUACUACACUGAUGUAUUAUGAAACCUAUUGGGCAACUUUUCACAUUCUGUGGCUGUGGCUUGGUAGUUUUGUUUUGUAUCUUACACAUUGUUUUCCUGUCAGGUAUUGUGAUGUCAUGCACAGAUGUGCUCUACACCUAGGAAGAUGGCAUCGAUUGAUUAUGCCACAUUCUAAUGUUCAUUGGACAGGAAAUAAAUUGUGGCCAUAUGAAUCAGUUGUAAAGCAUUAUGAUAAGCUUUAUCAGGCUCUUAAUACAACAAAUGCUGCAGAGCCUGGUAACCAGGUGCAUAACCGAUUUUAUGACUUAUUUCAAAAUCCAACUCGAAUAUACUUAGUUGUGCUCACUAUGCACAUGUUAAUGAUAAUUAUUCAAUUGAUCCAACUGGCAACUGCUUCUGAGUGGUACCAAGCUGUGAGCAUGGCAUCUGUGCUUUUCUUUAACUACUAUACCCUUUACAAACUCCUGCGAGAUUUGCUUAUUAGUCAUCGUGUCUACAAGGCAGAGCGUAUAGUAAAAGACAGAGAAAACUCCUAGCAUCAGGAACCGGCGUCAGUGCUCAAAAGAGCUCUGUACGUCGCUGUUCCCAUUUUGCUGGCUAUCAUAUUGGCCAUGCUUUUGGGAAACUGCAUCACGCAGCCUCAAAACCUACGACAUGUCAGGUCUACUCCACAGUCUGGGUCAAUGCCUCUGGAUAGUGCGAGAAGAAGGGCACCACCUCACCCUCCAGUUGUGAAGCCAACAGCUACAGUUACUGCAAAUGUAGUUUCGAGGACUGGUGCACAUAGUCCAGGAGAUUCCUCUUCGUUACCAAACAGAUUAAAUUUGAAAUGUGUCCAUGCAGAUGGGAAAGGGCGAGAGCUCACCUGCACUCAAGUUCCCUCUUUAGAUAACUAAAAUUUAUGGUGAUAUUUACUCCCCUCAAAAUAAUUCGCAAUAUAAAUGGCAGUACUUACUUUUUAUAAUUUGGUGUACUUCAUAGAAGGGAAAUACUGCAAGGGCUUGCUUUCAUAACUUUCCAUGGAGCCACAUUAAUCUUAUACUGAUUAUUUCUAGAAAUACCCUGUUAUUAGUACCCGCAUUUGCAUGGUGUUCCCCAUAACAAUUUGUUCAUUAAUUCUUGAUAAUUUUACAUCUUCAUUUUCCUUAUUGCAUGAGAUCUCUGGUAUUUCCUUUUUUUUCCCAUAUGUGCCAGUCUUUGUGGCCUGUGUUUUGUUAGAUCCAUUAAUAAAGUACUUUCCAGAUUGACUAUUUAUUCUGUAACUGUAGAAUGGAGUAUUUCCUCCAAGCACAAAUGUCUUGUCAUAUCUGGAUGUGAUCUUCUUUUCCAACUAUUUUAGGAGUAAUGUUUACCUUUAUGUGAGUGAUAAAAGUCUUACAGGGAUAAUUUGCAGCAUGGAUAUUAUUACCUUAUGUUAAGUUUGUGCCCAAUGCAUUUUGACCAAAACACUGGAGGCAGGACAUAUCAUUUCAUAUUUCAGUUUGUACUUUCUUUGAAUUUUGUGUAUGCAUAUAGGCAAAGAUGACAUCAAAUUUAAUUCUGCUAUUUGUGCCAAUUGUGUUGAAAUUUGGCCCUUGCAAUGAUGCUCUUUAUGAGAUUUAUGUAUAAGCAAUCUGAAUAUUUGAUUGGUCUUCUGUUUCUAUCUGUUCACUUAUAAAAUGGUUGUUACAUUCAGGUAGAAAGUAAAAUGUACUGUACCAGCAUUAAGUUUUAGUUCUUCUCAAAUAGACAGCUUUGGUGAAUGAAACUUCAACAUAGAAUUAAAUCACUCUGAGAAUCUCUGUAGGAUUGCAUUGGUACCAUACAAAUUUAGUGGUGAAUCAAUACUACAUUUUGUGAUAUUUAGAAUGUGGAAAUCUGUUUUUCUUUCAUUUCUUCUUCUUAAUGGAAUUAUGAGGUAAUCUAUUUUUCAAUUGUGUGCUGUGCCAUAUUUCGGAGGUUAUUCUAGUCCUUUGUGUUGCAAAGUGUCUCAGUUUUUUGAGUGGUGUAAAUAUUGGAAUAUUGUGAUGUACUUAUUGUGCUGUGUGUUUGGAAUUGUACAAACUGUAAUACCUUGCAAAAUGCUUUAACAUUUUGUCUAGAUGUCCUUAAUAAUAAGGUUUCCAACCUGAUCUCUUCA
Frankliniella occidentalis (western flower thrips) is the source of this 3284-nucleotide messenger RNA. RefSeq names its product transmembrane protein 39A. The coding region runs from base 346 to 1701 and encodes 451 amino acids. Gene Ontology annotation, cellular component: membrane. The transcript has 10 exons. NCBI's taxonomy places the organism in Eukaryota, Metazoa, Arthropoda, Insecta, Thysanoptera, Thripidae. The record is from RefSeq and is a predicted model, not a curated record.